This is a messenger RNA of Electrophorus electricus (electric eel), 5333 nucleotides long. The record is from RefSeq and is a predicted model, not a curated record. Lineage: Eukaryota; Metazoa; Chordata; Actinopteri; Gymnotiformes; Gymnotidae.
ACGGCACAAACUGCCAGUAGAUCUUUAUGUAGAGAGACAGAGACAGAAAGAGGGAGAAAACGGAGGGAGAAAGACAGACUCUUAAAGCUGGGCAAGAGAAGAGCAAGUCAGAACUGCCCCCUGAGCUGCACUGACAGCUCCAGAGCACUGGGAACAUGGGCAGGCGUCUCCCCCCGCUGCCGUCCUGAACCAGCACACUGCACUUCAGUAGCUCCCUUCUCUUCUGUUCUGGCAGGAGCUCCACGCUGCACCAUAACGAGGCUCCUCGGGGACAGAGGAAUGCAAAUCUGCAAUCAUGAUGGAAGGAUUGAAAAAACGCACCCGGAAGGCCUUUGGGAUCCGGAAGAAAGAGAAGGACGCCGACUCUGCGGGGUCACCAGACAGAGAGGCAGGGCCUCAGAAGAAGUCCAAUGGGGCUCCUAAUGGAUUCUACGGCGAGAUUGACUGGGACCGUUAUAACACUCCUAUGGUGGAUGAUGAAGGCUAUAGCAUAAGGCCAGAUGAAGAUGAUGAAUCCCCUAAGGAAAAAGGCCGCUUCUUCUCCUCCAGUGAGUCGGAGGAUGAGGAAGACCACCGCAAAAAGUUCAAGAUCAAGAUCAAACCACUGCCUGUGGACAGUUCUGAGUUUGUGGCUCCUUCUGUAGAUGAAUUAAAAGCCUCCAUAGGCAACAUAGCUCUGUCUCCCUCGCCUCUGAAGAGUCUGAGACGUAGCCCGGGCCUGGCAAAAAGAAAUAAUCCUGGUGAUGAAAUUCCAAGACCAAGACGUUCUAUUCCAACAGCUGCUCAAGCACCUGUGGCCUCACACACACCUGCAGCUGAACCUGUAGCUGAACCACCCAGCACUAAUAAAUCUCCAGUGGUGGAGGACGCAACAGCCUUAUUCGGCCCUCCAUUGGAGACUACAUUCGAUGAGCACAAGACAGAAGUGCCGAUAGAGGAACCUGAGGUUUGGGGUGCUCCCUUGCGUGAGCCAAACCCAGACUCUUCCCUGGGAAGACCUUUCCCUUCAGGAACGCUACCUCCACUUCCACCCAAGAAUGUGCCGACUUCCCCCGCUCCAAGCAAUUCUCCAACUGCAGAUGCAGCUGAUGGGAAAGUAGAGGACGAUUCAGCGCACACCCCAAACAGACCCUCCAUAGUGGAUCUGGACAACAUCUUUGGCCCAGGGGACUCACUGAAACCUGAUGACAUUACUGCUGAUCGAUGGGUGUGCUUCGGCGACGAGACGCCUGAAAGACCGCCCCCUCCAGCUGAGCCCGUCCCACUACCGAUCACAGCUGCUCCUCCUCCAGCAGAGCCAGCACCACCUUUACCAAUGUCACCACCUCCCCCUGAAGAUCCUGCCCCCCCUCUCCCAAAAACAGAACCACCAAAAGGAACCGUGCACUCUCCAACAAUUUCUGUACCAUCCAAAGAAACCACUCCUUUUCCCCCAACAGUCCCGCCUCCUCCAGAUGAAGAGGCCCCACCUCCGCCCGACGAGUCCGUUAUGUCCAGCACUGAAUCAGCAACACCUGUCUCUGCUGGAGAGGCAGCGUCUGGUUCAGUCACUACUCCACCUGGUGCUGUGGAGACAAAUGCAUGUACAAUCCCCCCACCUCUGGUCCUUGAUCAGGAAGACAAGAAGACCCCUGAAGAGGACAAUCCAAAAGAAGACCCAGCUGAAUGCAUUGCUUCGCCCAAAGAAAUUGGUCAAGGCUCACGAUCAACGCCCCCACCUCCUCCACCCCCUACAUACAGGGCAGUGGUGUCAUCCCCAGGGCCUAUCCCUGGAGUAGCCAGCGGAGACAGUGGCAGUGGCUCCUUCUCCCCUGCACGCCCUGCAACACCAUUGGCCUCUAGCAGUCCUCCCCCUCCCCCUCCACGGCCAUCCUCUCGUCCCAAAAUGGCUGCUGGGAAAGCAAGCGUAGGGGACGUGAAUCGGCCUUUCAGCCCCCCGGUCCACUCGUCCAGCCCUCCACCUAUGGCCCCUCUGGCACGGGCGGAGAGCACCUCCUCCAUCUCUUCUACCAACUCCCUCAGCACUGCCACCACACCCACCGUCGGUAAAGAGCUGUCCGUGUCUGUGUCAGAUGACGACGUUUUUGUAGAAAAACUGCCCAGCUUUGAGAGGCAAGAUGAUCUGCUCUCAGAGACAGACCAGCCCUCCCUCGUAUGGUUUGACAGAGGCAAGUUUUAUUUAACAUUUGAAGGCUGCUCGCGAGGGCCCAGUCCCCUCACCAUGGGGGCCCAGGACACACUCCCAGUGGCGGCAGCCUUCACUGAGACGGUCAAUGCUUACUUUAAAGGCACUGAUCCCAGCAUGUGUGUGGUGAAGAUCACAGGGGAGAUGGUGUUAUCUUUCCCGGCUGGCAUCACCAGACACUUUGCCAAUAACCCGUCGCCUGCAGUUCUAACCUUCAGCAUAACCAACUGCAGCAGCCUGGAGCACAUCCUUCCUAACCCCCAGUUACUGUGUUGUGACACUACAGACUCCAAGCCCAACUCUAAGGAAUUCUGGGUGAACAUGCCAAACCUCAUGGCCCACUUAAAGAAGGUGGCUGAACAAAAGCCUCAGGCCACGUACUACAAUGUAGACAUGCUGAAAUAUCAGGUUUCGGCUCCAGGUCCGCAGUCUGCCCCUCUAAACCUGGCCGUGAACUGGAGGUGUGAGCCCACCAGCACUGAUCUGAGGAUAGACUACAAAUACACUGGCAGCGCCAUGACCACGCCAGUAGCUCUCAACAAUGUCCAGUUCCUCGUCCCUGUGGAUGGAGGGGUCAGCAAACUGCAGGCUGUGCUUCCACCAGCUGCCUGGAAUGCAGAGCAGCAGAGAAUCCUGUGGAAGAUUCCGGAUAUCUCUCAAAAGUCUGAGAAUGGAGGGGUGGGCUCCCUGCUGGCACGCUUCCAGCUGACGGAGGGUCCCAGUAAGCCUGCACCUCUAGCAGUGCAGUUCACCAGCGAGGGCAGCACCCUGUCAGGCUGUGACAUCAAGCUGGCCAGCCCUGGCUAUCGCUUCUCCCUCAUCAAGAAGAGGUUCGCUGCAGGGAAAUAUCUGGCAGACAACUGAUCAACAUCGUAGACCCAUGCGAGAGAAUGUGUCUCUUAUGGACUAAAUGAAAAUUACUCAGAACAUAAGAGAGACGGACGCACUGGUUCCUGCCUGACCCUUCAGACAGUCCCUUUAUAGAUUUCUGAUACAGGCAGAGCCCAUACUCCAGCAGUAUUGUAUAAGUUACAUAUAGAAAUCGUGGACCGUUUUAGGGUGUACUUCUUGUAUUUGUAAACUGUAAACAUUUCAGAACUGUAUUGCUGCUGUUAUUCAGCAUGGGCUUUCCCUUAAGGCUAGCCUCUCGCCUGACUAACAACUUGAUGUUCAACCCAUGGGCUGUGGCUGCCUGAACACUCACUCUAUUCGAUACUGACAUCGAUAUUGAUACAGGUAGAUCAGUGUUGAAACGAAUCGACUAUUUUAACCAGGAUAAGAAGCUCUGGAUGAAGUCUGGUAGAGUUGAUUAAGUCCAUGAGCAGUCAAACUCUUUCUGUUAAUGAAGAAAUGUUUAAUCUCAGACCUUACUCUUGGCAAGCUUGGAUGCAACUUUUUGGCACUGGUUAGGAAACGAGGCUGUUCAUGAUUCGGUCAGCUGAUACUGGAGUGUGUCUCAGGGCCACAAGGAGGCAGUAUAUUGUAAGAUUACACAUAUGUCAUUCAGAUUAAUCUGUGUAGUUUUUGGAAUGUAGCUGAAUCAGGUAAAGAGAGUAUUACGAGACUGUAAAGACAUGCGCCACAUGUAAAGGUCAGGCUUUUGUGGGCACACUAGAAUAAUGUCAUAUUUGAGAUAUGAUAGAACAUUUUUUCAUCUGAGAUUUGGGCAGCCACAUCUUAAAAUAUGUCUUGCUUGCAAUUGUAUGAAAAAGGUUUUUCCCUUGAGAAAAAAAAAAACAUUUUAAAUGGAUAAUAUAUAUCUUGAAGGGCGUUUGGUGUUUUUCCUUGUAUUGUUGAAUAGCCUUUCUGUUGUUCCCAAGACAGCAGUGUUAGACUUCUGAGUACAUCAUUCUAUUUUUAUUUAUUCACAAUAAUUUGUUGUACAAAAAAAGAAACAAAAACUCUGUGACUCUGUAUAUGUAUAGACUUUGAAUGGUAUCACAAUUUAGGACCCUUAAAGUUAUAAAUAUUUGAUUUUUUUGUUAUCUGUGUAGUUGGGUAAACUGUGUACAGUAUAACUGCUGAGGUAUAAUUUUUAAAUUUAUUUCAAAUAUAAUUUUUUUAAACUCAAGUGCACCAGAAGAUUUGAGCUGUAUAUGGGUGGGGAUUAAAAAGGACGUAUAAUGUAUCUACCUGCUUUAAGAAAGCAGUGUUACGUAUACCUGCACUAUUAGUGGGGAAAAAAAAAUAGAUUGUCAGCUUUUGGACAUUUAACCUAUUUCACCAUUAAGACCAAUAUGUGCAAUCUGAAUCUGACAUCUCUGCUCCAGUGCAUUUUAUUGACAGUCUUUAGCAUGAGUCCCUAUCCAAAUCGCCCCAACGCUUAAGGUUACGGAUUUAAUUUGCAAAUGGUAAAUGUCUCUGUGAGAUGACAAGGACAAGGUUUGGGGAGGGGUAAAGACAACCAAAAAUGCUUCUUCCUUCUUUAGGUUUUUGUUUUUUGGAUUUGUGUGUGUAUCUCAAGAACUGUCCUUAAGAGAGAAUAAGCUGCAUAUUUUUUCAAUGUUAAAAACUACUAAUAAAGUGGAAAAAAAAAUAUUGUUCCUUGUGGAAAAAAAAAUACCACUGUGCUACUGUUGAACUUCCCAGAUGUUCUGAUAUUCAAUGUCAACAACAAAAAACCAUUGGGUAACUAUAACUCAAAGUGUCUGUCAUAGAGAUUGUGCUGGUUUGAAGAGAACACUGACACUUUUUGAAAGAGUUGUAUUCCCACUGUGGAAGAGCUAAAGUACCCUAGACUUGAGCGCUGUGUCACACAGUAUGCUCCAUCGAUUUCCUAACUGCACUGAGCUCAUUAGAUUUAAGAACUGAAACAGUGUCCAUUAGCUAAAAGAAAAUCCCUUGAAUGCAGUUCUGUGGAACAGCUGAUCAGUUUGUCUUCACAGUCCAAAGUGAAUUUUUGCCAGGAAAUAUACAGGAAAGGCAAGAAACUAUGUUAUAUGUGUAAGUGAAAUCACGUGUGACUGUGUGUGUAUGUGUGUGCGUGAAUGAGUGUGUGCAACUGAGAUCUUGUGCAUGUGUGGCUGUAUUGAUAGAUCAUUCUAGAUUCUUCCCAGCAACAGGUGCAAGCUGUGUUUGUACAAAUGAUGUUAACACUGAACUGAGUUACUUUGCUCUUUCCAAACCAAUAAAACGUAAGCAGAAUGUA